This is a messenger RNA of Aureobasidium vineae, 6886 nucleotides long. NCBI's taxonomy places the organism in Eukaryota, Fungi, Ascomycota, Dothideomycetes, Dothideales, Saccotheciaceae. The record is from the annotation of a GenBank genome assembly.
CCCCCCCUUCGACACGAUGAUGGAGGCCAGAGUCAAGGCCGAACUGGACAUGCAGUUCCUGGUCGCUCGCCUGUUUGAACGCCUACGAACCGAGGCCCCUGCCUAUGAUUGGGACGAGGCCAUCGCUCCUUACCACUCUGUAUGUCGUUGCUCUGUGUCUGAUGAUGACAUAUCCAGCUUGCUGACGCCGGAGUAUAGUNCCUACGACAACUGGCACGUCCAUGGAUAUCGUCGUGCUUCACAACCCGUUGAUCACAAAUCGAGCAAAACUUCGAGUAGAACCACCAGCAAGGACCGCCGAAAGGAUCGCGAAUCAGAAAAGAAUAAAGACAAGGAGAGCGAACGAAAUGUAUCCGAUGCACAACAGGGCUAUGAGAUCGUCGCUCGCAUCUCUCGCCACACAACUCGUCUCGAGCGCGAGUUUGCCCUUGCAAAGAAGAUCAAAGCAGAAGAAGAUCCGGACUGUCGCCAUUUCAUAGACCCUAUUGAGUUUCGCCGCCUGCCCGCACGCCAACCUGGAGAAGUCACUCUCGUUGCUUUCAUCGCGCGGGCCCCUGAUAGCGGCGGGGACUACAUGAAAGAGCUGGUCGAGUUUGGCCCAAGCCUUCGCCGCGCGCAACUGCCUACCUCGCCUAUCAGCCCGCACGGUGACCCCAAAACCGACCACUCACCCAUGCCCGAACUUUUGCCUAUUGGCCUCUUCCUCGAUUUUGCUAUUGGCGCAACUGAAUGUUGCGAGAUCCUUCACCACAGCAGAGUGUUGGUCCACGGAGAACUUCGUGGUGACGCCUUCCAUUUUAGCAAGGAGAACCGGACUGUACGCUUGAUCAACUUUGGUUCUGGUGCUCGGUCAUUCGAGAAUGGCCUUACAUCUGCUGGUUGGAGCUCACUGACCUCGGAGGCCGGCGUCGAAAACCGUCUCCAGUUCAUUGCUCCGGAACAGACUGGUCGCAUGCCUGCCGAACCGGAUACCAGGACUGAUAUAUAUUCGCUUGGCAUCCUGUUCUGGACUAUGCUGACUGGAGUGCCCGCCUAUCAUGGGAGCAACCCUCUCGAGAUAAUGCAGAGUUUGCUAUCACGUCGAAUUCCUGCAGUUGAUAGCAUACGCACUGAUGUGCCUCAAAUCAUCUCGAAUGUUAUACAGAGGAUGACACAGAAGAAAAUGGGAGAUCGCUACCAAUCCUCAUCUGGUUUGAAGCAUGACCUGCUCGAGGUGAAGAGACUACUCUCUAAUGGUGAUGUUGACGCACUCCAAUCUUUCAAGCUUGGUUCCAAGGAUGUCUCUUGCUUCUUCAACUUGCCCAACUCGCAGAUCGGACGCGAGGAGCAACGGAAACUGAUCCUUGACGUUAUAGAGAAGUCUGCUUGGCGUGCUUCUCAGGCCAUUUCAACCUCCAAGAAAAGCUUGCAUAGCUUGAGUUCGCACUCCUCGGCCUCGAUAUCAACGCCUACUCAAGCCGACCGACACGAAAGCAGCCUUUUAGACGACAUCAUUUCUCAGAGUACUGGCUCUGGUGUUGAUCAAGAGCCCAAAAUCGCCAUCUCGUCGGAUAGAACCGACCUCUUGAAGCUGCAGCAUGAACACAGCUCGCAAGAGAGCAAUUUGGCUUACAACGGUGCCGAGCUUGAGCACAAGCCGUCACUAGAGAGCAGACCCUCUGUGUACAACGUCGAGGGUAGUCAAAGAUCUACCGUAUCGAAUUCAUACACCGGUCAAUCCGAAGGCUCUGCCCUUCGCGCCGCGCAACGCCUCAAGCAGAUUGGCCGCACUGAAGUUUUGUGCCUCAGUGGUGCUGCAGGUCUUGGAAAGAGCUCUUUGUUGCACGAUGUUCAAAACAUGUCGAGAAAAUACGGCUAUUACGCAUCGGCCAAGUUCGAUCAAGUCAAACGAGCACCCUUUGAACCAGUGUGUGGUAGCAACGGCGAUACUGCAUCAGAUUGGUUACGUGCUGGAGGCAGUAACUCGAGCAAGUCAAAUCGCUUUGUCCGCACUUUCCUUGACGUUCUUCGACUGCUAGCGUUGCAGAAGUUUAUUUGCAUAACACUUGACGAUCUGCAAUUUGCAGAUGAAGAGAGUAUUGAACUUCUAACCAACAUUGUUCAAGUCAAAAUACCCCUAGUGCUUGUUCUUACUUACCGGGAUGAAGAAGCUCUCCCCGCCAAACUUCGACCACUGCUUGAGAAAGCCACGAAGAUUGAUCUCAAGCCUUUCAGUGAGGAAGAGACGGCAAAAUAUGUGUCCAUAACCUUGCAUCGCUCUCCCGAAUACGUUCUACCUCUAGCUGCUGUCAUUCAGCAAGCGACUUUGGGCAAUCCAUUCUUCGUCCGAGAGAUGCUUGAUUCUUGCUAUCGAAAGCACUGCAUAUACUAUUCAUGGCGUUCUUCACAGUGGGAGUUUGACCUUGACAAAACUUUUGACGAAUUUGCUUCGCCAGACGCCAAUCAAUUCUCGACAAACAACUACCUUGUGAAGCGAUUGAAAGAUCUCUCGGACGACUGCAAAUCUGUGCUUUGCUGGGCUAGCUUCAUUGGCAACACCUUUUCUUUCACUCUCGUGAAGCGAGUCAUGAGUUGCGACUGUUCUAAGCAGUCGAAGGAUGAAUAUCUGCCACAGAAGAAGAACCCUGUGACCGGCUUACAAGAUGCUAUCAGUUCUUACAUCAUUGUUGCCACUGAGGAUGAGGACAGAUUCAGAUUUUCGCACGAUCGAUACAUGCAGGCUGCAGAACUUCUUGCCAAUGACUGUCGCAAGGAGGAGAUGCACUACAUCAUUUCGGCAUCUUUGAUGUACCAUGACCCUUAUGACAGCGCUACCAAACCUACCCAGCUUCUAUUCGACCAAGCCAGACAUAUCUGCAACGCAGUAGAGGCCAUUCAAGCUCGACCAAGCAUUGGUAAAGGCCCUUUCAGAGACCUGCUCUACCAAGCAGCGGAGACCUCUCGAGAGCAGGGAGCAAGAUCAAUAUCGCUCUACUUCUUCCAGCACUGUUUGAUGUUACUUCCUGAUGACCCUUGGAAAGAAGAUUCUUUAGAAGGUUCUUACCAAGAGACGUUGACUCUCAUGACCAAGGCAGCUGCGUCUUACUGGUAUCUUGGAUUCUUUGAAGAGGCCGAAAUCAUACUCAAGGAGAUCAUGACCAAUGCCAAAGCUGCUGCUGACAAGACACCGGCAUUUAUAAUCCAAAGUCGAAUGCAUGCACAANAAGGAGAUUCGCAUAUUGCCUUCCUGAACAUGAAGCGAGCUCUGGCAGAUCUAGGCAUUGAGAUCCUCGACACUACGUACGAAGAAUGUGACAAGGAGUUCUACGAAAUUGUGGAUCUUGUUAAUGUCUCUGACCGACAACUUUUUGAGGGGAGGGAUGCGCCGAUCGACCGAGAUCUCUUCACAACCGCGGCUGUCAUGAUUGAGCUUCUCAGCGCUGGAUUCUGGACUGACUCGUUGUUGUUCUACUACCUGACUUUGAAGAUGAUGCGGCUGUUCCUUGAGAGGGGACUCUUCCCACAGAUCGCCGUGGGCUUUGUCCAUCUAGCAUCUAUUGCUAUUGGUCGUUUUGAGAUGACGGAGAAGGGCGUCGAGCUCGGGAACACAGCUUUGAAGCUCUUCGACCUCUUUGACACAGAUUCCUACACGAUCGGCCGUGGUGUCACACUGCACAGUCUCUUCCUUGGACACUUCGUUUCAGACAUCUCAGAUCAAAUACCUGUCUUGGAACGUGGUAUGGAGGCGACCGUUCUCGCUGGUGACAAGUUGGUCCAUCUCCUGAACGUUGGUGUCAUGUGUGCAUACAAGCUGUGGACCUCACAUAACUUCGAGGAAGUCAGUGCUUACAUCCAGUACCAAUAUGAUAACUUCCCGGACUGGCCUACGGAUCUGCGUGGGNGUGUGUUCCUUGUUUCAGUACGCCAGUUUAUUCAAGCACUCCAGGGCAGGACCAACUGGCGUCAAGCCGCGCACAUCUUCGAUGACGAUUCUCAUCAAACGCAACAAUACGUCGACUUCAUCCAAUCUCAUCCCACUUCUGCUGUUCGACCUCUAUUCUUCUACAACAGCUACAGAAUCGCUAUCUUGUACAGGUUUGGAUACUGGCGAGAGGCUCUGGAACUUGGCAACUCGGUGCUGGAAUCUAUCGCGGACGUCUGGUGCAUACGACACGCUUACUAUUGCUACUUCUACAUCUCAAUGGCAUUGGUUGCAAAGCUGCGUGAAGAGCCAAAGUGUACGGAUCGCAAAAGCGUCCUCGAAACCAUCUACAAGUACAAAGCCAAGAUUGAGACAGCGAGUCGCAUCAACGAGGCAAACUUCUCUGUCUGGUUGCACCUUCUUCGCGCAGAGAUUGCUGACAUUGAGAUGCAAUCGGACGUAGCUACCCUAUCUUAUGAGGCCGCGAUCGAUCACACAGUAGUCCAUGGUCUUCUUUCUGACGAGGCUUUAUGUUACGAGCUUUAUGGCGAUUUUCUGGUCCGAAAAGGAGCCACUCGUCCUGCACGUGCGAUGGUCCGAGAUUCCAUUGCCGCAUAUCGUCGUAUUGACGCCACAGCCAAGGCGGAUCAUAUCAGCGAAAGACACGAAUUCUUGCUUAUUGGCUCGAGAACAUUUGGGAAUGCAGACGCAGCAACACAGACUGUCGACAUUGACAACAUGUCGUUCUCUAUGGUACAGAACGAAGCCCCUCAAGCUUCUGGUGACAGGACAAAUGAGUGGUUGACUCCAAGCGCAAGAACGAUUCCUCAUCAGCAUGAAACACAGCACGACUUGCAAGGUGGGUUUUCUGCUGUCGGUCUUGAUAUGAUUGACCUCGCCAGUAUUCUGGAGUCAUCGCAAUUGCUAUCCUCGGAGCUCAGAGUCGACAAGUUGCUUGCAAAGUUGACCAACAUCAUCGUCGACAGCACUGGAGCCGCUCUGUGUGGCCUUGUUGUCAAUGAUGACGAGAUUGGCUGGAACGUCGCUGCUGUGGGAGGACCGGACAUCUCUUAUCAGGGUAAUGUCGGCCAACCGAUCAGCGACAUCGAUGAUCCACUCUCAAAGCAAAUCACGUUCUACGUUCUGCGGUUUAAGGAGGAGCUUUUCCUACGCAACGUACUCGACGACGAGCGAUUUGCAAACAUGCCUGCAUCUUGGAGACAGAAGCAUCCUGAAGGUAAGGCCGUGAUUGCCUUGCCUAUAUUACAUGGAGACGACACUCUACUUGGCUCAAUAUACAUCGAGGGACCUCCGAACUCGCUGUCUCAGCGCAAUAUUACUGUUCUCCGCCUGCUUGUCAAUCAGAUUUCCAUCUCGAUCGCCAACGCACUACUUUUCAAGAAGGUUCAGAAGGUCUCAGCGAGCAACUCUUCCAUGCUUGAAGUGCAGAAGCAGGCCCUCGAGCAGGCACGCGAGGCUGAGCGCAAGGCUAAGGUUGCGGAAGCCAAGGCUAUGGAGAUGGUCAAGCUCAAGGAAGAGGCAGCCAAGGCAAAGAGUAUGUUCUUAGCUAACGUCUCCCACGAGCUGCGCACUCCUCUAAAUGGAGUCAUUGGUAUGUCCGAGUUGCUCAAGGGAAGCAAUCUCAACACCGAGCAAGAGGGCUACGCCGACAGUAUUCGUGUUUGCGCGGACACUUUGCUUUCGGUCAUCAAUGACAUUCUGGACUUCAGCAAACUCGAGGCUGAUAAGAUGGCUGUGUACUCUGUGCAGCUGUCCCUCACCCAGACCAUUUCGGAAGUCGUCAGAGCUCUUUCUUACACCAAUCUCGAAAGAGGACUGCAGACUGUCGAGAAGCUUGAGAUGCCCUCGAGUUUGCUUGUCAUGAGUGAUCCAGUCCGUUUGCAUCAAAUUUUGAUGAACUUGCUCAGCAACGCGUACAAGUUUACAGCAAAGGGAACGGUCACUAUCAGGGCGUUCAUCGAGCACGAGACUGAGGAUACCGUCCAGGUAACCUGCAGUGUGACAGAUACUGGUAUCGGCAUUACAGAAGAACAAAGGAAGAAGCUCUUCCAGCCGUUCAGUCAGGCAGACAGCAGCACAGCACGCAGCUAUGGUGGUACCGGACUUGGUCUUUCCAUCUGCAAAGCCAUCAUCGAAAAGGUCUUGCACGGAAAAAUCUGGCUCGAAAGUGAAAUCGGCGUUGGAACAACCGUUUCCUUCUCCCUUCCCUUCCAGAAAAUCAGACCCGGUGCUGAAAAUGGAGCCGCUGGACCACUCGCCGAUCCCAUGGCAGCCAUGUACAAGCCCAGCGAAGACGAGAUGAAGAAAUCGUCAUAUAUUAGCCUCGCCCAUAUCCCUCGCGACAGGCUCAGAAUCUGUAUCGCGGAGGACAAUCCCAUUAACCAAAAGAUUGCCAUCAAUUUCGUCAAGAAGCUUGGGUUCAAAUGCGAGGCAUACGGUGAUGGCCAACAAGCAGUCGAUGCCCUUGCCGCAGCAAGCAAAGCAGGCACGCCAUUUCACCUCGUCCUCAUGGAUGUUCAGAUGCCCGUUCUCGAUGGCUACAAUGCCACACGAGCAAUCAGAGCACAUCCCGACCCUAUCGUGCGCGAAGUGCUGGUUAUCGCUAUGACUGCGUCAGCUAUUCGCGGCGACAAGGAAAAGUGUCUCGAGGCUGGUAUGAACAAUUAUCUUGCCAAGCCUGUCAGAGCACACGUUCUGAAGCAAAUGUUGGAGGGAUACCUUAACCAAGUGCCCAAGACGAUGACCAAUUUGCAGCAGCAGGCUAACCAAUUGAGUCAAGAUGUGCUUGAUCAAGCGUCCUUAUAUAAUCCUUCUGCUGCGGGCGGCCAGGUUGCUCGGAACCAUCAGGUCGAUGGAGAACGAAAUGAUGGGCUGCAGGUCGAGGACCAACAGACUGAUGGCCAAGUGACGCCAACUCCUGCCACCGUCAAUGCCACGUCUGCUUCCUUGCCGACGCGAAAUAAG